Messenger RNA from Porites evermanni, 3322 nucleotides. NCBI's taxonomy places the organism in Eukaryota, Metazoa, Cnidaria, Anthozoa, Scleractinia, Poritidae. The record is from the annotation of a GenBank genome assembly.
CCAGUGCAACAACAACAAGCGCAAACAUUACAUCAGCAGGCAGGAGUGGCUGAGGGUGCAUGCGGUUUACCAGAGCUUGCAAAAUUUCAGCAAGCACUUGGUCCAUCGUACCAGUUAUUGGUGAUGUUGAGGAUGAAACCCUUCGAUUUAAUUUUCAAAGGACCUGACGCACCCCAUCAAAUUCGCCUCCUCAAAUCCAACGAUCAUUUUGACGGAUUGACAUCCUUCCCGGCAUUCCUCAAUCGCUCGUAUUAUUGCAUUGAAUGCCAGAGAGGAUUUAACACCAACGAUAAAGAAAAUCAUAUCUGUGAAGGAAGACGCUGUAACGCGUGCAGCAGGUUCGAUUGUGCAGAUUAUGUCAGAGGUACACGGCCCACAAAUAACUGCACCCUGUGUCACUGCAAAUUUUACGGUGCGAAUUGUAAACAACAUCACGUAGAAAGCAAGCAAUGUCAAUCAGUGAAAACUUGCCUAAAAUGCCAGGCACGGUACAAGGUUGUUCCAAACCGACGCCAUAGGUGUGGUUUUGCAAAAUGCCCUGUGUGUAAAGAAUGGGUGUCCAUCCAGGAGCACAAGUGCUAUAUUCAACCAGUUAAGGAAAAGGAAGAGGAGGAGGAGACUGCGGAACCAACAGAGGAGGGGGGAGGUUGCAUGGUGGCGCCACCCCCUCCCCUGUUUGUUUACGCCGAUUAUGAGGCGAUGCAAGACCACGAAGGAGUGUUUGUGCCGAAUUUGUUGUGUUAUACGUCCAGCGAAGAAGAAGAAAUUCAUGUCUUACAUGGCGAAGAUUGUUCUCUUCAAUUUUUACAAGAGUUGGAUGAACUCGCUGAUGUCCCAGACAGCGAUAGUGAGCGAGAGAUUAUCAUAAUCUUUCACAAUUUUAAAGGCUUUGAUAGCGUUUUCGUUGUUAACGAACUGUACCAGCAACAGCGUGAGGUGACAGAGCAACUGACGGUUGGUGCAAAAGUUUUAAGCUUCAAGAGUGGUCCGCUAAAAUUCAUUGACUCUUUGUCCUUCCUACCCAUGCGGCUUGCAGCAUUUUCGUCAACCUUUAAUCUAACAGAAUUAAAGAAGGGAUUCUUCCCACAUCUCUUCAAUUUACCCCACCACCAGAACUAUGUGGGAAGGAUCCCAGACAUUGAAUUUUAUGAUCCUGACGGGAUGAUGCCCAUAAAGAAAGAGGAACUAUUGCUCUGGCACAGUGAGCAAGUUGCUCGUAAUGUUACGUUCAAUUUCAAGCAAGAGAUGAUUGCCUAUUGUAGUUCUGACGUGGCUUUGUUAAAAGCCGGAUGCAUCAAAUUCCAGCAGGAAUUUGAGUCACAAGCAGGGUUCAAUCCCUUUGCUGAGUGUAUAACAAUUGCUUCAGCCUGCAACCUCUACUGGAGGAAGGAACAUCUUCAACCCAAUAUUAUUGCGGUAGAACCCCUGCGUGGCUGGCGGGGGGCCAAUACCAACCAGUCGGUUAAAGCCCUACAGUGGUUGUAUUUAAAAGAAAAGGAAAUUCUCAAGCAGGGAGCCAGUGCAGAUCGUAUUCGACACGUUAGAAAUGGAGGCGAACAGACUGUCCGAACGGCUGUCACGUCUUAUUUCGUUGAUGGGUACGAUCCCGUAACUCGUACCAUCUACGAGUUCCAUGGAUGCCUGUAUCACGGCUGUGUAUCUUGUUAUCCUAACAGGCAAGCCAAGCAUUAUACCACACCAGACAGAACCGUAGAGGAACUUUACCAAGCCACUCUAAACAAACGUAUGGCUCUGCUCCGAGCAGGAUAUACCAUAGUUGAAAUGUGGGAGUGUCAGUGGCAAAAAUUGGUGGACACAGAUGCAGAAGUGCAAUCGUUUCUCGCAUCGUUGGAAUUAGUACCACCUCUCGAUCCCCGCGAGGCCUUCUUUGGCGGAAGGACAGAAGGUGUCACCCUGCACGCAGUGGCUGGCGAAGGAGAGGAGAUACGCUAUGUCGAUAUAACAUCUCUAUAUCCCUACAUCAAUAAGACAAGCACAUAUCCUGUGGGUCAUCCAGAGAUUAUAACGCAACCAGUGGACCAGGCAAUUCACUCCUACUUUGGUCUAGCAUACGUAGACAUUCUUGCACCCACCGAUCUCUUCUUUCCAGUGUUACCUGUUCGCGUGGGAGGUAAACUGACAUUUCCACUAUGUCGAACUUGCGUUCAGGAAGAGCGGGAAAAACCAUUGUUGAGUCGCAGCCAUUAUUGUCCACAUUCUGAUGCUGAACGCUUCUUACGCGGAACCUGGUGCACAUCAGAGCUACAAAAAGCCAUAGAAAAGGGGUACACCCUAGUGAAAAUACAUGAAGUUUGGCAUUUUCCAGAACAUCAACGUAGAACAGGACUAUUCAAGAAUUACGUCGAUACUUGGCUCAAAGUCAAGCAGGAAAGUUCGGGCUGGCCUAGUUGGUGUCAAACCCACGAGCAGAAACGAGAGUACAUUCUUCGCUACCAGGAACGAGAAGGCAUCCGCCUGGACGUUGCAAGCAUUACCAAAAAUCCCGGACGAAAGGCCACGGCAAAGCUCAUGUUGAAUAGGUACUUUUUUCAUUUUUCUUUUUUUUUGCAUACUGUCAUUGCACCCUACUCAUCCUUAUUUCUUUUUUAUUUCUUGCAGUUUUUGGGGCAAGUUCGGUGAACGAGCAAAUAAACCCACCACCGUCACCGUUCAAGACCCUGCCCAUUUGUUCAGGCUAAUUACAGACACGACGCUUGAAAUCAACACUAUACGUCUCUGCACAGACGACGUGAUGGAAGUGGUGCACACAAGUGUAGAAGACAACGUAGUGAAAGGCACAAAAACAAAUAUCUUCAUUGCCGCAUUUACAACCUGCAAUGCCAGGCUAAAACUUUAUGAAUACCUUGAUGCCCUGCAAGUAGAGCAAGUGCUUUAUUUUGAUACAGACAGUAUCAUUUACCGUUGGCGUCCCCACCAGCCAAUGAUCCAAACAGGGGAUAUGUUGGGUGAUAUGAAAGACGAGUUAGACGGUGACGUCAUCAGGGAGUUCGUAUGUGCUGGUCCCAAGAAUUAUGGCUAUAUCACUCAGCAGGGGAAAUCGGAGUGUAAAAUCCGCGGAUUUACGUUGAAUGCUCGAGGCGCGAAUGUAUUGAAUUUUCACUCCAUGAAAGCCAAUAUUUUGGCUGAAUUAAAUAACCCACUGGAUGAUCGCCGAACCACCGGUGUGGUAACUCCAUAUUACUUUCAACGAGACUCGGAAAGAAAACGAAUCAAAGUUGUACCACGUGUAAAACAAUACGGCUUAGUGUUCGAUAAGAGAGUUGUAGAUGUUAAUAGCAAGUCGAGUUUUCCUUACGGGUAC